AUGACUCGUAUAUUUUGCGACAGGACGUAGACCGGCUCGCCGUCGCUGCCUCACCUCAGUUUGCAUGAAAGGCUUGAUCAUUGGUCGUUUUGUUGUUGUUUUUUUUAAAAAGCGCAAAACAACACAACAAAGCCCAUGCGCCUCCGCCGAGCGUCUCCAAUGUGAUGCGGGGUCUGCGGCCGCCUGAGAAUAAAACGCUCGGUUGGUUUUGAGGAGGACGACGUCGUUGCGCGCGGACCACCCCGCUGCCGACCGGAACCCGGAGCCAAUGACGCAGAGGACCGCGCCGCCGCCGCCGCCGCCGCCCGGGUCUCCUGUGCUCCGCGCUGGGCUCCCGUAGCCCACCCAUGCCUGUGAUCCCCAUCCCACGGCGGGUGCGCAGCUUCCACGGCCCCCACACCACCUGCAUGCACUCGGCCUGCGGGGCGACGCACGCGUCCAAGCUGGUGCGCACCAAGUACAACAACUUCGACCUGUACCUGCGCUCGCGCUGCAUGUACAGCUUCCUCCGCUUCCUGCUGUAUUUCGGCUGCAGCCUGCUGACCUCGCUGCUCUGGGUCGCGCUCGCCGCGCUCUUCUUCCUGCAGUACGUCAGCGUGCGCGUGCUCCUGCGGCUGCAGUACAAGCUGUCCGUCAUCCUGCUUCUGCUCGGCCACCGCCGCCUGGACUUCGGCGUGGUCAACGACCUGAUCAUCUACAGCAUGCAGAUCACCAUGUUCCUCGUGGGGGGGCUCGGCUGGUGCUUUAUGGUCUUCGUGGACAUGUAGCCCCGGCGGAAGCGAGGCCGGGGACUCCUCUGACACGUCGGACUCUUUCAACACGUCCCCGUGGAGUCCUCUGUCGCUAUUUGACAGCAGCUUCUAAAAUCAAAUUGGUUUAGUUUCAGAAAUGCUAGAAUCCAACGGGGACCAGUGUAUCAUGUGUGAAUUCUGAGUCUAAAGAGUGACUAUAGAGUCCUUAUAAAGGUUCGACUCAGAACUGUCUAAAUGCUGGACAGUCUGAACACAACUGGACUCAUCAUGUGGGACUCUCGUGGUCCAGCAUCUUUUCCAUCACAUGCCAUUUGUAAACCGUCGUCGUAUAUAUAUUUCGAUGAGCGUCUUUAAUUGAAAGUCGUUUGUUUACAAUAAAAGAGAAGGCCAAGUGGGUGCAGCGUGA
This is a messenger RNA of Betta splendens (Siamese fighting fish), 1158 nucleotides long. RefSeq names its product transmembrane protein 250. The record is from RefSeq and is a predicted model, not a curated record. NCBI's taxonomy places the organism in Eukaryota, Metazoa, Chordata, Actinopteri, Anabantiformes, Osphronemidae. The transcript is spliced from 2 exons. The coding region runs from base 348 to 767 and encodes 139 amino acids.